This is a messenger RNA of Amoebophrya sp. A120, 15611 nucleotides long. NCBI's taxonomy places the organism in Eukaryota, Dinophyceae, Syndiniales, Amoebophryaceae. The record is from the annotation of a GenBank genome assembly.
CUUCAGCAAGGGCUGGUGACUGGAGGACAGAGGACCACGUGGGCACAAAGUAGAAGUUUAUUCCAAUGCAGAAUGUCUAGCCCUCGGCGCACAAGAAGAACUUCUUCUACAUGGGGAAAAGGAAAUCGAAAUAAACUCGUGAAAAAAUCAUUGCCGACGCUUCUUGUUGUUCAUGCGCUUUUAAUAUUACCCGUACUACACGCUUCCCCCGCCGGGCUGGCGCAGUUUCUGAAGCAGUACGAAGAGGCCGAGCAACUGUUUCUGGCGUUUUUCCGCAUAGUGCCGUCAACAACACUCCACGGUAGUACAGGCACUACGGUCGUGAGCAAUGGUCAUCAUCUCUCGACGACGCCCAGCGGGCAGGGAAAAAACGUUCUCCGAAUAUCUCGCACAACGCUGGUGGAGCCAGACUCGUCGUCCACACAAGAGGAACUCAUAUGCAUUGCAAAUAUGUCUGGGUCUGGAAGAAUGCAACUUGUGAUGCUGCAUUUGGAAACUACAAAAAUCUGUAUUGCAUGAACAGCUGCAUACGAGGCCCAGUUGUUGCCACUGCGAGAGGGCAUUUCUCAUGCGGUCUAGGCAUCAGGAAGCCCUCAUAAAACCUGUGAUGCUAGGGCAUGCAUCACAGACGUCAGGAGUCAUGCAAAAUGUGCAUGACAGACCUUGCAUCCUUCCAGACCCAGACAUUUUUGCAGUGCAUAACUCAAGUUUUGUCGCGAGUCGACCGGAGACUUCGAAGCGCCGUCCGUCCAGCGAGCGCUGCGCGCCGAGAAAUUUCUCUACCCGGCGACCCCGCAACUAGAACCGCUAAAACGCGCCGAGACGGUGCGCGCGCAGUGGAGCGUUUCUCGCCAUUGCUUCGUCGACGUCAAUGACCGGUGCUUGCUGGUGUCGUCUAGAAGUACUUCAUCCGGAGGUGGUAGUACUUCUAUUGGCGCGACAAGUAGUAGUUCUUCUGACCAUCCGCUGCCGUUUGGCAGCGACUCGGACUGCGGCAGGAGGUCUUCUACAACUACAUCAUCCGAUCAACAUCAGGGGCCAUCAUCAUCAUCUCUUCCGCUCUUCUCCGCUCGCACCAGCAGUGGCGCGUUACUGCAACAAGCAGAUGACAAGGCCGCACAGAUCCUGAAGCACGCGGCGCUUCUCGCCGACCAUCGCAACAGCCUGCAGCUGCUUGUGACCGAGGGGUAUGGGACUUUGCAGAAAACCUUGUACGACACAAACGCCGGCACGGAAAAGCGGUCGCGCGCGGUGCUGGUCCUGCGGCAAACGGUGACGAAUCUGCGACACUUGCUGCUACGGGACACGAGUCGGCCGGAUGGCACGUUGUCCUCGUUGCAAAACACCUGGAAGUUUUUCGCAGAAAACUUUCGGUCUCGCGUAUUGAGAGGAAAAAUCCCCUCUCCCCAAAUUAAAAAGGUACGUUUCCAAAAAUUUGUGUUGCGGAUUUGAGGUCACAGAUCACAUCUGUCUUGCAAGAAGACAAGGGCAGAAGCUUCCGCCCCAUUAUGGAAGCGAUUUGUCAUGCUGUUGGGCCUAAAGGGGAGCCGUUUGCCAUGCUGAACAACUAGACCCGUACGCACCUACCCAGCCUGGGGAUCUGGCCGCCAUGCCUCUCUGCAAUACAAAGCUGAUUUGUGGCCACAAAUCAGCAUCACAAAUUUCCGUUCUGAUAUGGGGAGGGGGGAUUUUUCAUUUUGAUAUCGCGUGGAGGCGCACACCGCGUCCUUCGCAGGAGCCUCGUCCUCUUCGAGUUCGUCGUCCUCCCAAUCGACAUCUUCUUCGCUAGCCACCGCGCUGAAAUCGGUCGUGGACGCGACUUAUCCUGUGCAAAAGUAUCGUACCCGUGCCCGUCGUAAUUGCAUUUAUGCAUUACAAAUUUCUUUCUCAAGGCAAAUCAGCAUUACGAAUUCCAUUUGUAAUGCUGAGAAAAUUUGUAAUGCGAUUUCUACUAGUACGAUGCUUUUGCAUUUCAUACGACUUUUCUCGCUGACAUGAUCUUUUUCUUCGACGAAGAAGCUCAAGCUGCAUCACAGGGAAUAAAUAAAGAGGUGUCCCUUUCAAGAUGCGGGAUCUUCGCUUCCCUAGACCACGCAGGUGCGUUCGCACAAAAAGUACAGCAACUCCAGGCCCAGCUGCAGGAUACGGUGGGGAUUACAUCGGCGUACGCAGUGAAAUUAGACGCGGUGUUGUUUAAGGCGGAGAACCAAGACGCGGACGCGUGGCGGGCGUCGGUUGCGGCGGAAAAGGCCAAGAAGGUGACGCAAAUCGCGGAGUUGGUGGAGCUGACCGUCGCCGCGGUAACUUUGCUUUCGUUAUUCCAGCACUUGGUGUACCUGUACCGGUUCGACUGCCAGAUUCUCGCGGCUGGCGAUCUGAACACGGAAAGUAGUGAAAUUUCCCUGCAGAAUUCGUUUGCUGCGAACGACAUUCCUGAUUUAACGCCUUUACGAACUGUUUUAUCCGAAUUAAACCGGUAUUUUCAACGUCAAAGCGCCAGUAGUACCGCAACUUCAACAAGUAACGCCUACCUUCUGUCCGGCGCGUGUGCACUCGGCGGGCCAACAGCUGCGUGUACUGCGAACCCAGCAAUCCAAAACAACCACCAAGUGUCCAGCGGGAACGAAAGGUGUUGUGCGACAGUAGGUGAUCGGGCGCGGCUGCAGGCGUCUUCCGGGGCACUCUUGCAUACGGCCCUGGAUUGCUACCGGACGCGGAUCCCCACGCAGUUGCGGCUUCCGAAUAGAAGUGUUGCAACCGCCACACUCGGCGUGGAUCUGUGCCACAGCUUUGGCCGGGCCGCGGGGGCGCAAAUUGCCAGCCUCGACGCGGACGACGGGCACCACAGCUUUGACCAACUUCAAACCGUCGUUGGGCGCGCGGUGUCUUCGCAGGCCGAAGCGUACGCGGCGGUUGGGGAAAACAAAGCGUGGCGGUUCCGCCGAUUAAGGCGAAGAUCGGGAGGACAAAGUGCAGCAGCUAGUACCUUGGUCCCGCAGGCCACCGAGGUGAACGACCCGGGGCCCGGUCACUGCUACGCCCCGUACAGCUGCAACGGCUUCGAUCCGAACUGUUUCCUGGGUUGCGGCAUGGGCGGCGGCAACUGUGCUUACACGAACGCGCCGCUGACGGGCGGAAUUUGGUUUGUGCGCGCCGCGGAUGGCGUUUCUCCCAUCGCGCCGGGGGUUUCCACAGCGCCGCACCCAGUCUCGUCCGCACACGCAGCCGUGGCAAACGACGGAACGACGCUUGUGGCCCCCCGGGUCGGCUUCUACUCCCGUCCGUGCGAAAUUGUGGAACUGCCGUGCAAGAGUCCUUUUCGAGACCAGGAUUGGACCAGAAUGGCCGCGUUGGUGGAAGAGGACAGCAAGGACAGCUCUGGUCCACCCGGCACCACGACUUCUUUACCCUGGCCUCUAGACCAGACGAACUUUUAUCCUGAUCUGCCUUUGUCGAGUUUUACCUCCCCCGCGCAAAACGGAACUGCCUACGGGUGCGAGGAGCGCAUCGCGGUACCCGCCGCCGUGCCCGCCGCUCUGCUUCCGUCUUCCGCUAGUCUCGGUAGUACUGGAUUCACGAUGGAGGCCUGGGUCCGCUUCCUCGAGCCGCUCCCCGAUGCCCCGUACGACGAUCCCCAGGGGCGGUUCGCGCAAGCCCAGCCGACGCAGGUGCUGCUGGGCCGGCUCUUCUACUUUUUCCUCGCGGUCAGCAGGGACCCCUCAUCUUCCGGGCACCAGUCCUCUACUACAACUGCUGUCCGGCUUUCCUUCUUCCACCGUGGACUCACGAUGAACAGAGGUUCCUUUCCGGAUCGCCGGUUGCACUCGGCAGCCUUUGCUCUGCCGCUUCUCACGUGGACGCACGUGGCCGUUGUUGUGCGUCGAGAGCAGGAUGAUCAUGUCGACUCCUCGACAGGAGCAGCAGGCUCUGGCUCUGGCACAUCGACGAGUGCAUCAGCACCCGCCUCCUAUUCCGUGACCUUCUACGUCAAUGGCGAGCAGCUGAGCGCACACGCAAACCUGGAAGAUCAAACGGCUACCCUCCCGCAAGAUGCGUCUUCCUGGAGCCCCGCCUCGUGGGCGACAGAGCUGCGAAAAGAGGUUCUGCACCUGGGUGGGUCCGUGGUUGCGGCGCACGAGCAGGCCGCUGCCGGGAAUGAAGCUCCGGAACAAACUACGAACAAUAUGCCGUUUCCCUAUUACGAGCCGGAUUUACCCAUUCUGGCGGACUUCGAACUGGACCAACUGCGGGUCCACCUGCGGGCCCUGCCUCCCGACGCACUGGGGUAUUUCACCACCCCGGCCGCCGUGCACCGGUCCUGCGGGACAACGAGCAGCGCAAGAGGAUUUUUGAGUGCGGGUAGUACUAGCGCAUCAACGUCCUCCUCCUCCUCGGCACCCAGCGCCGGGAAAGAGCACUAUGACUUGGGCACCUGCUUUCUCAACACUUUGGCCCUUGGUACGACGAACCUGCUUGCCGCCUCGGCGAGGACUAGUACCGGCGAUUCUACUGUCUGCGCCGCUGGGCACGAGUGGCUGCAGCACAAGUGCGUACAACAGUGCCCGCUCGCGCAAACGGAUACAGACAAUGUUCAAUUCCGCAGGGCGCGCAGCGUUUUGUUGUACUCCACGACCGCAACGUCCGCUUCUAGUACAGCAGCAGCAUCGUCGAACACCAACUUAAAUCGGUGCGAUUGCGUUCUGGGCGAAUACGCUGUCUGGGAGGUGACCGCCAUUCGCCUGCGGGGCGACGGGACCGUUACCUCCGUCGAAAUCUUCGACGAAAGUCUAGUUGAUGUGACCACCACCUUCCAAUCGGAUCCGCUCGACCUGAGCAGCCCGGCAUCAGGGCUGGUGUUUUCCACCACAAGCCAGAGUCAGCCGCAAAAGGUCGCGGUUGUUAGAGUAACGAAGGGUGCAGGGACCGCGACCAAAUUGCACACGGUCGAGGUGCAGAAGGCCGGGGGUUCGUGGCAGGUGGUGACCCAGCUGCAGGACCUCUCUCUAGCCAGGGGCGUCGUCUACCUGCACCACCAGCCGACGGCAAGUAGCGUAGACGUCUGCGCCCCGUGCCCGACGGCAAGCAUCGGCGUCUCCCAGCGCCCCCGGGACAACGUGUUCGCCUGUAAAUGCUCGGCCACGCAAGGACAAGACUCGUUGGGGCGGUGCCAAACAAAACGACAGGCGUUGGACCGCCCAAGGGCAACGAUUGUGACUGCUCAAGGUGUGUUUCAUGAGUAUAUGUUAACUUGUAGAGUCGCGAACAGCUUCGUAAAUUCAUGUCCAUUUUCGAUAUGGUUUAUCAUGUAUGUUCGUGUACUUACUUAUCUUCUCUAUAUCGCGCCCACAUGAAGACAUCACGCCAAAAUUUCUUCAUUCACAAUUCCAAAUUCCAAACAGAAAACGGUCCAGCGCAGCGGUUUGUUGCUCCGGAAAGCGAACUGCGUCUCGUAUCAAAUGCAAAAAUGUCUGGGUCUGGAUACUUGUAAUGCCAAAAGUGAAUGGAAGACGCACUGCAAUGCGCAGCUAUGCAAGACAACUUUUUUGGCUGCCAUGUCUUACGUAUUCCGCAUGGCAAGCUGCGUUUUUGCAUGACAGGCAAGAGGGCCUUUUCUCGCCUAUGCAACACAGAUUCUCGAGUCAUGCCAGACAAGCAUGACAAACUUGCAUUCUUCCAGACCCAGACAUUUUUGCAGUUCAUAUCUCGAGUUUCCGAGCAACAUCGACCCUGCGGUGACCGAUUUGGCGUUCGCGUCCAUCCGCUACGCAGUAGCGUACAGUGACUACACGGAAAGCCUCGACAACCCUUCCGUCCCGGCAGAGGUCCUGGAGUGCGACGAGUCUGCUACUGCGCAGCAGGGAGCAGGCUCGACUUCUACCGGUAGUACUUUUUCUACGGAGCAGUCUUCAGGAGCAAGUACAUCAAGUGCCAGUGGUGGAAGUACUACCAGUACAUCAUCAACCUCCUCCGACGCCACUUUCGUCUCACUUCGCCUGCCCGUGCUGCCCCACAAGAACAUGGUGGUUCGCGCCAUUGUGUGCCAUCCGCUGCUAUCAACUGUAAAAAUGUCUGGAUCCAAACUUGUGAUGCGCAUUUUAGAACACAGAAAAAUCUCUCAUGCAUAGGUAGCAAAAGCUGCCUGCUUUCUGUCACGCGGAAAUGGGGGACUUGUCAUGCGGAUUCGGCAUUGCGGAAGCUUUUCGAAACCUGUGGUGCUAGAGCUUCCAUGCCAGCCCUUCUGUGUCAUGCAAAAACAGGAUGACUCUUCCAGACCCAGACACUUUUACAUUUUAUAGCUGCACGCGAAGAGCGCUGUCACACAGCUGUCGUUUACCACCAAGGCAAAUCUCCCGGACGUUUCUUGCGCUGUCGUGACGACCGGGGGUGCGACGCCCGCCUCGGUUCUGAGCGAGGCACCAGAGGGAUUUCGACAAACGAGCAAUUAUGCGGGUGGUGGUGGUGGUGCUGGUGGUGUUACAACACUUACAACUGCACAAAAUGUUGAAGGGCAGCAACCACAAGGGGCUCUUGCGUAUGCGAACUCCGUGACGGUGCGCCUGGAAACUAACGUCGACCCGUUGUUAGUCCCCGGCGUGCAGAUCAAGUAUCUCCUAGACAAAAACGAAAACAGCAUAUUCGAUUACCAACACGUCGCAGGAGGGGCCCCCUCGGCAACUACUUCUACAGGAGCAUCAUCCACCACCACCGCUGGUACUAUCACCUUGACAACAGCCGGGCUGCGCACGGUCACGGCCUGGUCCACGCGCGUGUCCUACGAAAACAGCCGGCGCGUGUCCUGUGAAUUUAUCGUAGAGCACGCCAGCACCGCGCGCGUCAACUUCGAAUUCGGCGCAGCGACGCUCCCGUUUCGCCGGGGAUUCAGCAGCAACGACCAGGGCUACACGUUCCUGCUCGCUCCGCCCUCGGUGCUGGCCGAUAAAAAUUCCGCGGUGGCGCCAUCUCCGAUAUUGAACGAAAAUUCCGCACAGAAAUUACUGAUCAAGGUGAAGAGCAACCGGCAAGCAGCGAACGUUAAUAACGCAGAUGAUGACUCAUCAACAUCUCCGCAAUACGAGAUCCGGACGAAGAUUAUCCGAACAGAGCUCUUGUCGACCGUCCUUUCCUCUGGGCAGCUCCAGACAACUUCAACAUCUCAGCAAAGUAGUUCCCAACAAACUUCUGCAUCACCGUUGCAACUGGACAAUGGCCUGGUCGCCGACUUCGCGCAGGGGGGCGAAUUGCAGCUCGCGCCGGACUCACUCCUUGCCCGGCCGGGCGCGACCACCAGGGUAUCGGUACAAAGUACGAUCAAGGAGCCGCACAAGCUGUGGUCCCCGGUCCAGACCUUCAACGUCGUUUUGGUCCGCACCCAGUCGCCGCUGCCGAGUCUGGUGUUUUCCCCAACGGAGCAGUUGAGCCAAGUUUCGACCUCGCACCCACACGCGCACUGGUACCCGGACGAUCCGGGCUACAGAGUUCUCGGUGAUCAAAAGCACACCGUCGAGUUUCUUACAACAUCGAACAGCAACACAAAUUCUCUCGUCGCCCCGACGUUCCUGUUCGCGCUUCGGAAGCAAUCGGCUUUGCAGUUGAACCCUCCGGACCCGCCGAGCAGCGGGUUAGCAUUGUUGCAAGAUUUGAACUCCCAGAACUUCAGUAGUUUGUACGCGACUGACGCACUGCAACUCCCGAAGCAGCGGAAAGAUUACAACCUAGCGACCGUCCGCAACGACUGCAAUGUCGCAUCAAUUUCUUCUACAACUUCAUCAUCCGGGGGAUCUUCGGUGACCACCAAGAAGCAAUUGCGGUUUGACACACUGUGCUCGUUUGACCCCAGUCGCGGGAAAGUGACUCUCCAACUGGAUGACGAUGUCGCCCUGUACGCUUGGCACCGGGACAAACUCCUAUCUCCCGCCGCGGUCGGGCGGUCACCGGGGUCGCGGCGCCCGCCGGCGAACCAUCCGGAUUUUCACGCCGUGGCGCAACUCGUGUCCCAGGCCAGGAAAGUCGGCGACCGGCUGGUGCCAACGUUAGCGCUCGCGUCCUCUGGUGCAGAAAGCGGUUCUAGUGGGACAACUUCUGCAGCUUUUAACGCAGCUGGUUUGAAAUUCGUGUUGACCCAUCCCACCGCGGAGCGCAAGUACUGCGUCAAUGUGGUGCCGUUCUCCUUGGUAGGGGGAAAGGUGGUUCAGACGGUUUUUAGCGCAGGAGAAGCCGGUGCUGGUGAGACGAGCACGAGUGAUGUCACCACGAAGAACCGGUGUCUGGACAACCCAAGGCCGGAAAUAACGGAAGCUACGUCGAGUACAGCCUCAAACACCGUGGAUUUGAGCAUGUGGCAAUCCGUCGCUCCGCACGCCGGGCAACUGACGUUUGCAACGCAAGCCUUGCAUCCGCAACACAAUUUGAACCUCACCCUCUACACGACCGUGCGGCGACCCGGCUUUCUGUGGGCUUUGCCAAGGCUCGCCUCCGACCACGUGCUGCUCAUGCGGGAACGGGCGCCCGCGCCGAGGUUGCUGCGAUUAGGCGAGGCCGGGGUCGCGGAUAGUAAUAAAGGGAGAACUAGUAAGGAACACUACCUCCUCUGGUCGCCCGAGAUCUACUACGGAUUGCACGGAGAUGCAGAUGCAGAUCACACUGCACCAACAUCCUCAUCGGCUAGUUCUUUGCAAUUGUACAUGGCGAAAGGCGCCAGUAGCGGAAUUGAUCUAGAUACCAGUUCCUGGACUCACGCUUCGUACACAACCCUGCCCGCGCCCUCGUUGAGGGAUGUGGUCACCGUUACGGACGCCUUCACGCAAAACAUCAUUCCUAUCGCCACGUCGACAAGAACAGUUGAUCUCACUGCCCAAGGCUGUGCGUUCCCGAAAGUCUGCGCGGCCCCGAGUGACUCAAGAAGCAGUUUUGCUGUCGCGCGGGAAAAAGGAUCUGCAGAGAACGCGGGGAUUUUCUGUGCCUGGGUUCUGGGACAAGGCCUGCGCGAGUCGUUGAGUGUGUGCUCCUCGUCGGAGCCCUCGUCGGAACCGAGUGCUCUUUCUGGUUCUGUGGAAACGGAAGUGGGAGUGCGGUUAGAGGGAUACGCAACGGUAGGAACAACUGUUACUGGAGCAACUGUGGGCUCAUCGCCCACAACCACCACCACCGGACUGGUAGAUCCGUCGUCCGGCCUUCGUACCAUCUCUGCGGACGCUGUCGAAAUAAAACUGGACGUCACCGCCAGCAUUCCGGCCGGCAACGUGACUCUCGCUGUGACGGCAGAUCGACGCGGGUCGAGCGGAACUACAGGUUCAACCACAAGCAGCAAUGACGGAACUGAACCUCAAGAUCAAUCUGUGGUUCGUGAGGUCCUAUCAGCGGUGAAACUCACGGGAGCGCUUCUGAAGAAGCCAGUGAGGCUAUCAACGUCGGGCAGCAGCAGCAGCUCCUCUACCGAAAUAAAUUCCGUUGCGGGUGCAGCCUAUCGAAUUCGAUACUCGUUCCCGCUCGCAGAACUGAAUUCUCUGGAUACGCAACCGUCCUACGCGACCGCUGCAUCAAGUACUACCUCUGCAAGUGCAGUUUCAUCUCCCCCACACGACCUGUGGCGGCCCUUUGUCCAGUUUGCGUUACUCCUUCACCCCCCAGCGUCGGAACUGCGGCAGGCGCCGGGCAAGCAACCUGUCGUGUCGGAAAGCGGCAGAAAAUUCACUACCGCCGUGAAACUGCAUCCCGAAGUAUUUUUAAGUGGAGAUCAUCGUGAUGCUCCUGUGCUUAGCCCCCAGCAACCGAGUUUGUUUCUGCUGAACCGGCAAGGAAAACUUCCGGUGCCCAUCGCACUGGUAAGUACCACGCCGACGCAAUCCGGGCGGUUGUUGCAGUUCUCGUUUCCGCUGGAUCUGAGCUCGUCCGCAACUUUCCAGCCGACCUUCGUGUUCGCGGUCGGGAGGCGCUACGCGGACUACAGGGAGCUGGUGAAUUGCACCGCGUUUGAACAGGCAACCAAGCUUUCGUCAUCUUCUUCUUCUGCGAUUCUACAGAAAUCCGCUGCCAUGCUGGCGGGGGCGGAAAGUGAUGUACUUGGUGUUGUAUCUUCGUCGCCUAGUACCCAAGGAGCUACUAGUACCGAGCAAUUCGUUUUCGACUCGGAUACGAACUCGGCAGGAGGACAGCAACUAGCGGCAAACACGACGACGUCAUCGUCAGUGACGACACCAACUGCAGUUCGGAUCAACCGACUGCAAGGAGGGGACGACGCAAGGGUGUUGCGGGCCUGGACGCAGCCCGUGGUUACAAUGUCUUCAGGGGAAAUUAUAGGUGCAACUGGUGGGCAAACACAGCCAAUAAACUUCGCGCCGUUCUUUGGCGAGAACCCCGAUAAUCUUCACCAGCAGCAGACUCUUCAACAGCGAUCCUCGAGCAAAGAAGCGCAACCGCGCAAGCGGAAUGUGGACGUGCGUCAAACAGGGGCUGCAGGAUCAUCAACUACAACAGAAAUGGUACAUUAUCACCUGGACUUUCUACCCCCCGCGCCUUCCGGCGUCCGCACCGCCGCGUAUGACGUUUGCGUCCGCGCGGUUGUCGACGGGAGUCUGAACUACGAAAAUAGCCCAGUGGCCCACAUCCAGCUGGGCAGCGACGCCGACGCCUCCUGGUUCACGCUGUCGCAGACCGCGUCUUUACGGCUCAUCGUUCCUCAAUUCGACUACACGAAGCUCCGGGAAGAGGAGAAACUCAAAUUGAAAGUGAAGCAAAUCGUCCGCGACGAAUUCUCCUUACCUAGCCUCUCCUGGAUCACCGCAGUCACGCUGUCCGCCGGGAGUUUGCGGAUCGCCGUUGACUUUUCCCUGCCGACGCAAACUGAUAAAACAACAACCUCGUCGAGCAAGUACAAAUUACAGCGCGCGCAGGCGGACCGCGUGGCGAGGAGCAUUGAGGACUCGGGGAUUCUGCGCACUUCGGUGCAGCAGGAUGUUGAAGGAAGUACGACACAAACGGCGGAACAACUCUCGUACUCCGUUUCCCUCACUGCCUUUUACGGCAGUUCCGCGGACCUUUUUGCAACGGCGAAUGAGGCCGUGAACGACCCGUUGGGGAUUAGCGCUCCGCGACCAGGUCACGGAGGAAAUGGAAAUUCUACUUCCAACAGCGGCACAGAAGAGGAAGUAAUUCUGAACAUUGUCCUUUUUUCCCUUCUCUUUCUCUUCGCGAUUUUGUCCCUGUUCCUCUACAAACACCGAGUAAUCGUGGUCCAGAAGCUGAAACACUUUCUGACGACGAUAUGAGAGUGCACAACAUCCCCUCGUCCCCCUCGUUUCUAUAGCAUGAACGGCAAAAAUACAAGCAUCCGUAAGAGUGUCGGUUUUGCAUGACAAAUUUGCACAGUGCUAGAAGGCAGCAGCUGGAUUUGGGAUUUUGCAUUACAAAUGAGGGGGAGGGGGAGUUGUGCACUUUCAUAGACCAAACGGCAAAUCGCGAAGACGUCGAAGGUUUCGUCCGCGGAGCUUUUGGCGCAGGCGGAGAAGGACAUUCUUGUGGACAUGACGGACGUAGAGUUGGAAAUUUACAAAAAGCAAGAGCUUACUACAUCGAAAAAUAAACAAAACUUCUCCUCCAACUGGUACCAGCAACGGCAAAAUUUGAUCCCCGAGGGUUAUUGUGAGUAAAAAUGUCCCCACCCCAUAGUCAAGAUGGGAAAUCUGCAACACAAACCCGGAAGUUUUGGGAGUCACGCAUGACAAGUUCCGCUCUGUAUCGUAGUGCAGUUUCGCAAGGACAACCGCAUCAUAAAGCCAGCUCCUCAUCCUAUUUGCAGCAUCACAAAUUCCAAAAUACGAUUGGCAAUGGCUCUCAUGGGGAUGCGCAUUACAAGUCUUCCUGUCUUUGCAAAUCUGCAUUACAACUCUGUCUGGGGUGGGGACGUUUUUACUCAGGAUAAGGGUAUGUGCGUGUUCUGCGCGGGCCGCCGUCGCGCCUGCAUCCACGGGCUGAAGUCCCAACACGCUAAACCAAACAGCGAUGCCACGUUUUCUUGUUGCAACGAGUGCUUCCCACAGUGGUUCCCGCACUACAAAAACCGGUUGGAGGGAGGGGUUGACAAAAAAGGCGCGAACGGCAGUCGCGGCAAGGCGGGGGAUGAGAACCGAUUCGAGCUCACAGACGCGAACUUCAGGUGUGACGAAAUUCCGGGUCCCAUGCUGCUGCAGUUAGCGGAUGGUAAUGAGGGUGCUGGAAAAAGUGGCGUUGUGAAGAAGCAUGAAAAAAUGGAUGAUCAUUCCGCAAAAUCUUCAUCUUCCCCUUCGAUCGGCGGGGGUCAUGUUGUCGACGGGGAGGACAACAUCACCGAAAGUGGACAAGUCGAGGACCAAGGGAGCUGCAACUCGUCCGCUUUCUUGCAAGAAUCGGUCCUGGCGUCGGAGGACGAGGAGGAUCAGCAGGAAGAUGUUGAGUUCGGUCAAAGCGAAAACGGCAGUGGAAGCGAGAUCUCCGAGGAAGGUGGAAGUAGAGAGGAAAUUGUUGUUCCUCCGGCAACGAGAACUACCGAUACAAACGACGAGAUCGAGAGUAUCGUAUCCUCCGAUCAUUCCCAAGAAGAAGGAGAAGAACAAGAACUCCACGCGGUGACGAUUUUCGAAGCGGGAGAUCAACCCUUCAACCCCCGCGCGGAGCAGGAGGAUGAGGACGAUCUUGAGGAGGAUGAGCAGCAGGAGUUUAACCAGUAUGAGGAGGCCAGUGCUGGUGUCUUGAUGCUCGCGGAAAACAACUACAACACCAUUCCGGAGCUGCGACCAACAGAACCGUCAAGAAGAAAUAAGGAUCAACACUUGGCGAUAAAACAACAACAGGACGACUCCGUAAGCGACCUCGGAUCCGUCGCGGAGGAGGAUGUUGAAGGUGCGAUCGUAUUGGAGAAAGCUUCCACCUCCUUGGGAGUCGCGCACGAAGAGGCUCUCGAUGGUGAAGAAGCAACGUUCGAUCCGCGGGAACAAGAAGGAAAAGCCCUACACGACGACGGCGUUCCAACUCAAAAUUCUUCAGAGCCGCAAAAUAGAGCAAACAGUGCCGCCGGUGACGACAAGAAAAGAGCGCAGACAAAAGAUGAGCUACUGCAACAUCAGCCCGCAUUGCAUCCAGAUGAAAUCGUGCAGGUAGCUGAAAUCGUGCAAGACCAUUCCGCCUGCAAAGUCAUUUUCAACCCCGACGAUCUGGACACGGAGUGGGAUUUCACGGCUUUCACGAUGGACUGGGAGCAGGAGCUGCAUCUGUACGACUACGAAGUUGACUCUGGUGCAGCUGGAGCCGUGCCUGCUGCACUUGAUGUGGUAAACCAACCCCCGGCAAUCGCGACCGCGCGCCCGAGUCAAGUUUUGCCGCCGCCGAGUUGUAGUGUGGCGAUAGAUCUAGCGGCUGCAGCUGCUGGUGGUGGCCGAGGUCGCUUUCGGGGGUCUUCGUCAACUAUCGCUGGACCACGACAUCAAGAUCAAGCAGAACGAGAAAUAAGUGCCAACAAGAAAAAGACGAGAAGCAGCACCAGUCCGCAUUUGAAGAAGGCAAAGAAACGGAAGAACAAAUCCCGCAAAAGCAGUAGACACCGGCGUGGCUCAUCUUCGAGCAGCCUCGGCUCUUCUGGGGCGGCAGGUGGGCCGCGUGCUGAAAGUAGUUCCAGUCGACGCCGACGUCAUAGACGACACCAGUCCUCGUCGAGAGGGGAAGCGGGUAGAAGUACUAAGCGUGAAGACCACCACUUCGAAGCACAAGGAGACCAUGGGGCCGACGAGUCCUCGUUCCGGAGUCACGCGCAGCACAGCAGUAAAACAAGAGAUGCAGGAGGUCGUGGAGAUGGCAUGGAGAUUCACAGCGGCGACAUGACCAGUCCGAAUUUCUCUACGGCUUCCAAGACGCCAGUACAACACAGGAGCAGAUCCUCCAAGGGCGACAAGAAAAAGAGACAUAAGUCCAAAAAGAGUCGAAAAUCACACAACACCUCCUCCUCGUCCGACACAGACGAGCAUAAAAAUUAUUCCAGAAAUAUCGCACGAAAAAAGUGUCACAGUUACACAUUGUGUUGCAGGCCAAAAGAUUUUUUCGGUCGGUUUGCCAGCGUCUGACGUUGGCCGAUUUUGAAAAAUUGCAAAACUUUUUGUCUUUGCCUCAGCCGUUCUGCCGACUAUGAAUCGCUCCUCACCCGUGGUAAGGCGGUUUUUUGGAUUUUUUCGCUCGGUUUGGAAAAAUCGGACGCUGGCCAAAUUUCAAAAAUUGCAAGACUUCUUGUCUUUGCCUCAGCCGUUCUGCCGCCUGCGAAUCGCUCCUCAAUCGUGGGGAGGCGGUUUUUUGGAUUUUUUCGCUCGGUUUGCAAAGAUCGGACGCUGGCCAAUUUUGAAAAAUUGCAAAACUUUUUGUCUUUGCCUAGGCCGUUCUGCCGCCUACGAGUCGCUCCUCCAUCGUGGGGGACGGUUUUUUGGAUUUUUUCGCUCGGUUUGUGAGCGUUGGACGCUGGCCAAUUUUGAAAAAUUGCAAAUUUUUUUGUCUUUGCCUCAGCCGUUCUGCCGCCUACGAAUCUUUGCUCACCCGUGGGGAGGCGGUUUUUUGGAUUUUUUCGGUCGGUUUGGCAAUGUCUGACGCUGGCCAAUUUUGAAAAAUUGCAAAACUUUUUGUCUUUGCCUCAGCCGUUCUGCCGCCUACGAGUCGCUCCUCACCCGUGGGGAGGCGAUUUUUUGGAUUUUUUCGCUCGGUUUGCAAGAAUUGGACGUUGGCCAAUUUCCAAAAAUUGCAAGAGCACGGCAGACAAGCUCUGUCAUGCCGGAUAUGCAUCGGAGCUUUGUUUCGUCCGUGUUUUCCCGUAGGAUUGUUGCAUACGUAGCAAGUUUUCUCUGCUCUCAUGCAAAGAUAUUUGUGUUGCUGAAGCUGAAUUGAUAACAAAUGUGUAACUGUAACACUUUUUUUGUGUGAUGAGAAGACGCAUCAAAACCUCACACAAUUCCUCACGGAAACGAGAAAAGUCCAGCGAGCGCCGUACGAAGAAGGAGGGAAGAAAAGGUCGGGAAGAUGAGACCUAGAUAGAAUGACGCCCGCAUUUGUUCUCUCCUGAUGUUGGAAAGAACAACAUUUUUGUAAAAAAGUGCUUGCGCUGUAUAAUUUUUGUGCAUGAGGACCACCAUAGCAGAAACUCAAGCAAUAGAACAAAUGGUGUUUCGUCAACAUCAAAUGUGGCAGUUCGAGGUCCUCGUAUUUUAUGCUAAAAUCAAUGAACAAACUGAAUGCAACACCUAGAGAAGUCUAAAUGAAAAUUUUUCUUCGUCAGUUAUGUGGUACAGAAACAGAUCAAAAGUAACUCAGCAACACAGCAUUCAUUUUUCGAUUUCAUCAAAGUCAGAAAGGGACCCGCAGUUCCACAUCUCGCACGACAUUGAUGGCUAUGUAUGAUCAAUCCUAAACCUUUUGGUAUAUUUAUGUUGUUGAAGACCAAAAUAAACCAAUGACGAAAAUUGCAUUAUAUCUUCGAAAUCGAAGUUGUAGUAAAACUAAAACAAUGACCAUGACGCUUUCAAAAACUAACACGCUGGGCAUGCGCAAUGAUACUUCUUUUUUUGAAACGCUGCACAACUUUCAGCUUCACUCGUCCAGUCUCAUGU